AUGUUCAGACAACAAUUGGUUAGAUUCUCCACUAGAAGAGCUUUCUCAUCAUCUAUCAGAUCCCAAGUCCACUUCAAGGAAGGUGUCUACUCCAACGUUCCAGUCAAGAUUCACAACAGAAAAAUCCCAUAUGCCAUUAUCCACUUUGGUUUCUUCUCUCUAGGGUUCUUGGUUCCAUUCUUUGCAUCUUACGUCCAAUUGAAGAAGUCUGGUUUGAUCUAA
Messenger RNA from Torulaspora delbrueckii, 222 nucleotides. RefSeq names its product cytochrome c oxidase subunit VIII (gene COX8). The transcript has a single exon. The record is from RefSeq and is a predicted model, not a curated record. NCBI's taxonomy places the organism in Eukaryota, Fungi, Ascomycota, Saccharomycetes, Saccharomycetales, Saccharomycetaceae. The coding region runs from base 1 to 222 and encodes 73 amino acids. Gene Ontology annotation, biological process: mitochondrial electron transport, cytochrome c to oxygen.